Letharia lupina is the source of this 1137-nucleotide messenger RNA. RefSeq lists its product as uncharacterized. Lineage: Eukaryota; Fungi; Ascomycota; Lecanoromycetes; Lecanorales; Parmeliaceae. The transcript has 3 exons. Bases 1 to 1137 code for a protein of 378 amino acids. Gene Ontology annotation, biological process: purine nucleoside catabolic process. Gene Ontology annotation, molecular function: purine nucleosidase activity. Gene Ontology annotation, cellular component: cytosol. The record is from RefSeq and is a predicted model, not a curated record.
AUGGAAUCCUUUCUUACCGUCCUGGCAACCACGCUCUGCGUCGCUAAUGCUCAACUGAUCUCCCGCGACAAUACCACGCUGAACUCUCCGGCGUCUUUACAGUCCAAUCUCACCCGAUAUGCAAUUCUUGAUAAUGACUGGAGUCCAACGGCAUUCAUACCAUAUCUUUUGGCUUUAGGAGCUGGGAUGGAGGUUCUGGGUCUAGCCAGUGGUACAGCUGAUACCUGGGUCGACCAGACUACUCUGCACGGACUUGCAAUCCUCGAAAGAGGAAACCUGUCCUGCAUUCCCGUGGUAAAAGGCGAGACAUAUCCUCUGAUACAGACAUAUCAACGAUUUCAGCUAUGGCAACAACUUUGGGGGAGUGUAGAAUGGCAAGGAGCGUUUGCCCCGGAAAACCUGACCGCUCAGUCUUUGGGCAAUGACCCCACAGGCAACGAUCCAUCUCAAAUAUCAAGAUCCGCGUUCAUAGAGGGUUAUCCAAAUAUCAGCGCUCUCGAAGGAUACAGCGCUGCUCAAUUUAUGGUGGAACAAGUGCAUAAGUACCCCGGCCAGGUGUCGAUUUAUAGUGCCGGCUCGUUGACGAACAUCGCCACCGCCAUCCGCCUCGACAGCACCUUCGCCAGCACCGCCAAAGAACUCGUCAUCAUGGGCGGCUACGUCGACCUCAACCUCUACCAACUCCAAUCCGCCCAAGCCGAAGACAUCGGCUCCGACAUCAAUUUCCUCAUCGACCCCGAAGCCGCCCACAUCGCCGUCACGGCGCCUUUCCCUUCCAUCACCAUCGCUGGAAACGUGGCGAAUAAGCAGUACUUGUCUCAGAGCAUGCUCGAUCGCAUCACAUCGAAUGACAAUGCUUAUGCGCAGCUGAUGAAAGGUUAUGAUAUCGCAUUGCCGCUAUGGGACGAGACGGCGGCUGCCAUCAUGGCGUUUCCGGAUCUGGUUACGAGUCAGGUGAAGGCGUACAUGGAUGUUAAUACGGCUUUCGACUGUCCGGAUUUGGGCAGGACGCAUUUGUGGUCGAAGGAAUUUGCGCCGAGUCAUACGAGGGAGGUGAAUUAUGUUCUUGGUAUCAAUCAGACGGCGUUUUUUGAACAUGUCGAGCAAGUGUUGAUGGACCCUGCGUCGUGUCGCUGA